This is a messenger RNA of Danio aesculapii, 5547 nucleotides long. RefSeq names its product CKLF-like MARVEL transmembrane domain containing 4 (gene cmtm4). Gene Ontology annotation, cellular component: membrane. The transcript has 4 exons. The record is from RefSeq and is a predicted model, not a curated record. The coding region runs from base 509 to 1135 and encodes 208 amino acids. Lineage: Eukaryota; Metazoa; Chordata; Actinopteri; Cypriniformes; Danionidae.
UGAAUCGCACAUAGAGCGAUCUUCACCUGCAGAACUCCGAGAGCAGAACUCGAAGCUGAAGAGGAAUGCCAGUUUUGUGCUUUUGUUUCUCUGACAUCAGUCGUCGGGACUCCAGAUGAAAGCGUCUUUUCCUCGCAGGAAUGUAGUUUGGAGGGCGGAGACUCGCAGCAACAUUACAUUCUGCAUCCAGAAACUGUGAAAUAUGGACACUGCCAUGAGAACAGUGGCGAUCGUUCGAGCUCGUUCAGCUCUAUUCAUGACAGGAUCCGAGCACUGUACGGCGCCAGGAACGGGACCGGAGAUCACGGAGAGGUGGAUGUAGUUGUUCGGGAUCCGCGGGUCACACACAACACACGGCUGGAGUUUACGCGUUUUGUAGCGACGCUUGUUCUUUGUUGAGAGAUUGUUGUUGCGUUCUGCCUGACUGUUUUCAGAGGAGAGAGUCGCUCUUCAUUUCGGCCACUCUUGUUUCUUGGGCGGGACGAAGAGAUAAAUAAAAGAGUUGAGCAUGAGGAAUAACGAGGAGACUGAGGGCUUUGAUGGCGAGGCCUCCAACACCUCGAUGAUUUCAGGAGUCAAUAGUCCGUAUCAGCCGACCACCGAGCCCGUGCUCUCCAGAAACGUGUUCAGGGCCAUCAGGUGUGACCGGGAGUACCUCAAGUCACAUUUUGGCAUUUUAAAAGUUAUUGAAGUGGUUCUGGCUCUCAUCUCGUUCAUCUUCAUUGAGACCAUAAUGAUGUGCUCGCCGUGUGCCGGCGUCUACCUCUUUGAGUUUGUCAGCUGCAGUGCCUUCGUUGUGACUGGGGUCUUGCUCCUCAUCUUCAGUCUGAACCUGCACACCAAAGUGCCGCACAUCAACUGGAGUCUAACAGAUUUAAUCAACACUGCCACCAGCACCUUUUUCUUCUUUCUGGCUUCAGUGGUUUUGGCAGCUCUCAACCAUCAGUCUGGAGCAGAGAUUGCAGCUGUGAUUUUCGGGUUCCUGGUGAUGGCAGUGUAUGCCCUGAACACGUUUUUGGCAUUACGGCGAUGGCGCCUUGGGGACUCUCGCGAUGCACCCAUGCAGACCAGCGAGUACAUCCGGGCCAGGACAGCGUCUCGUGGAGAAGUGGAGUCUCGGCCUGAGCUACAGUGAAGAUCACGUCUGCAUUCCUGUCGCAGUGUGUGCUUUCAUGCUUAGUGAUGGAGUCUGAUGACUGGCUAUUCAGGAUGAACAAACCUCAUCUUCAGCAGCCUCAGGCCAUCCUUAGUUAUAUACUGUAUCUUUCCGCUAAUGAAGGGCUUUACCUUACCAUGAUCUGGAUAAUUAUUGACUGAAACUGUGCUCCCGAACUGCUCCCAAAUGGCUAAUAAUGGCUGCAAUAAAACAGAGGAAGCUGAGUCACCGUUUGAAGGCUUUCAGUUUAGCUCCAUCUCCCGGCUGCCUGUAUGAAAGCAGCACAACGGUGUAGACAUUGCGUCAGAUCAACAAUCCUAAUUUUUAGACUGAUUUCGGGUGUGUUCACACUUGCAGUUUGUUUUUGUUUGUUUAGUCCCGAUCAAAAAGAUUUGGUGUGGAGUCUUGGUUUGUUUAGCAGUCACAGGGUCAAUUUUAAUAUCAGAAUCCAAAGCCAAAAAAUUUCAAAAACAAAAUUUAUGUUUGUAUGAUGCCUUGUGGAAAAGCUGAAACACCCUAUUCAAUUUCACAUUGUCCCUAUCAGGACAUGGAACAUUAUCUAAUCUUUGGCAGGUCCUAAAAUUCUAAAAAUAAAAUCUCACUAACUUUUCAUUUGGCUUAGUCCCUAAAUUAUCAGGGGUCGCCACAGCGGGAUGAACCACCAAUUACCCUGGCAUAUGAUUUAUGUGGUGGAUGCCCUUUCCGAUCUCGGAUGGACAACAAUAUACAGCAUCCACAAAAAAAAGUCAGGAACUUCUUAUAAAAUGGCUGAACUGAUAAUCAGCAGAAUGUUUAGCAGUUUGUUGGUCUGGAGACGUCAGGUGUGUGUGACCAGAACAUUUAUCUCACAGCUACAGCUUAGCCAAAACUGGGCCAUUUAAUAAGACAAUGACUACAUUUACCUGGACAUCAGUAAUCAAAUGAUUUGCUUUAAUCUGAAUAAGACAAUAAUAUGAUUAAGGUGUUUACAUGAGUUGCUUUUUGAAUAUUAUACAUAUUAUAGCAGAUAAUUGCAUUAGUUUCAUGUAAUUUUGGGUGUUUCAUUUUUAGUUUGUCGACUUUAACUGCAGUUUGGCACUUUCACUUUCAUUCAGGAACAUUUGGAUGAAGAUCCAAUACAAUGCUGUGUGUAAUGUGAUUGCAUUAUUAUCAGCUGAGAGCUCACGAAGACCUUACAAAGUGUGUAAAAUGUCAAAACAGCAGCAAACGUUUCUCCACCACAGAAACAAACCAAGACCUACAUGUUAUGAGUAGAAGCAUUUCCCAUCCCCGUUUUGAACUGUAACAUGACAUCAUGUCCUAUUUUUCUUUGUUUAGUUGCAUUUGUUCCAUAUUGUGUUCAUUUAAAAGUAGGUUGAGAUCCAUUUUUAAGUGGAUUUGGUGCACUUGUUCAUACUUUUUCAAAAUGAGCUGCAUUGACAGCAGAAUUUGAUUUAAUUGAACCAAAUCCACCAAGUGUGAACACAUCCUUUAAGGGAUAGUUCACCCAUAAAUGAAGAUGGCACCCAUUGACUUCCAUGAUAGAUAGAUAGAUAGAUAGAUAUGGAUGGAUGGAUGAGUAGAUGGAUGUAUGAGUGGAUGGAUGUAUGAGGGGUUGGGUGGGAUGGACAGACUGACAGAUAGAUAGAUAGAUAGAUAGAUAGAUAGAUAGAUAGAUAGAUAGAUAGAUAGAUAGAUAGAUAGAUAGAUAGAUAGAUAGAUAGAUAGAUAGAUAGAUAGAUAGAUAGAUAGAUGGAUGGAUGGAUGGAUGGAUGGAUGGAUGGAUGGAUGGAUGGAUGGAUGGAUGGAUGGAUGGAUGGAUGGAUGGAUGGAUGGAUGGAUGGAUGGAUGGAUGGAUGGAUGGAUGGAUGGAUGGAUGGAUGGAUGGAUGGGUGGAUGGAUGGAUGCAUGGGUGGGUGCAUGGGUGGAUGCAUGGGUGGAUCAAUGGAUGGAUGUUUGAGUGGAUGGAUGGAUGGAUGGAUGGAUGGAUGUUUAAGUGGAUGGAUAGAUGAGUAAUUGGGUGGGAUGGACAGACAGACAGACAGACUGAUAGAUAGAUAGAUAGAUAGAUAGAUAGAUAGAUAGAUAGACAGAUAGAUAGAUAGAUAGAUAGAUAGAUAGAUAGAUAGAUAGAUAGAUGGAUGGAUGGAUGGAUGGAUGGAUGGAUGGAUGGAUGGAUGGAUGGAUGGAUGGAUGGAUGUUUAAGUGGAUGGAUAGAUGAGUGGUUGGGUGGGAUGGACAGACAGACAGACAGACAGACAGACAGACAGACAGACAGAUAGAUAGAUAGAUAGAUAGAUAGAUAGAUAGAUAGAUAGAUAGAUAGAUAGAUAGAUAGAUAGAUAGAUAGAUAGAUAGAUAGAUAGAUAGAUAGAUAGAUAGAUAGAUAGAUAGAUAGAUAGAUAGAUAGAUGGAUGCAUGGAUGGAUGUUUGAGUGGAUGGAUGGAUGGAUGAGUGGUUGGGUCGGACGGACGGAACAGACAGACAGACAGACAGACAGACAGACAGACAGACAGACAGACAGACAGAUAGAUAGAUAGAUAGAUAGAUAGAUAGAUAGAUAGAUAGAUAGAUAGAUAGAUAGAUAGAUAGAUAGAUAGAUAGAUAGAUAGAUAGAUAGAUAGAUGGAUGCAUGGAUGGAUGUUUGAGUGGAUGGAUGGAUGGAUGAGUGGUUGGGUCGGACGGACGGAACAGACAGACAGACAGACAGACAGACAGACAGACAGACAGACAGACAGACAGACAGACAGACAGACAGACAGACAGACAGACAGACAGAUAGAUAGAUAGAUAGAUAGAUAGAUAGAUAGAUAGAUAGAUAGAUAGAUAGAUAGAUAGAUAGAUAGAUAGAUAGAUAGAUAGAUAGAUAGAUAGAUAGAUAGGAGUCAAUGAUAAGGUUCAUUUUGGGGUGUACUAUCCCUUUAAGUAAACUCUCUGACUGAAGUGGAAUGAGGAUUUGUGUUAGUGUCUAUGAGCAAAAACUGAGGGUAUUUAUGUUCCCAUAUCAAACACAUCAGUAAAUGGUUCACUGUUAGUAGCACCAGUAUUUAUUUUAAUGUUAUUAUUAUUAUUGUUUUGUAAUACUACAGCUUUAGUCACUACGUUUGGCACCAAAUGUGGUAUUUCACCUUGUGAAUGUGACUCUGUUGAAUCUCACAGCAACAGCUUUCAAAAUUGGUGUGUGUUGGUGGGUGAAGGGGUGUGAGUUUUACGAAGGUUUUAGAUAAUAAUCUUUAGAUAUGACCAAUGUUUAAAUGCUUAAUUGUGUGUGCAUAGUCUAUUGAUUGCCUGAAUUUGUAGUUUUUUCUUUGUGUGUGUGUGUGUGGUUAUUUCUGUAAUCCAUUUUGUACCGUCCGGUUAUCUGUAUAUAUCGACUGAAGCAGUUUUUGAAGAAGGUGUAUAUAUUGUUUAUGAAGGGUCCCUGUGUUAAUGAAUUUUUAUGACUGACACUAAUAGACUGUAAUUGAAGGAACAAGUGUACUGCAGUACAUAUGAAUGCUUUAGCUAAACUCUCUCUAUUUUUUUUUCUGUGUGCCUUAAUUUUAGAGGCUUGACUGGUCGAAACGCUUAGGUGUGCGAAUUCAACUGAAUGAACCAAUCUUGGGUCAAAACGAGUGCUUAUUGAACCUCUAAUGAAUCUUUUUAAAUGAGUGUCAUUGAACAAAAACAGGGGGGAAUGCAUUUUCAGUUGUACUUUGUUUCCCUAGUAAUGGUCAUUCCUAAUAUUCGUUUGCAUUCACACUAGAGUCUUACUCUCUGAAGUUCUUAAAUGAAAUCUCGUUUGCAUCUGACCGAUGUUGAAAUGAAAUGAAGUAUUUUUGAGGUUAUUAUAGACAUUGAUCAACACUGUGUGGGCUUGAAAAGACAAUCAAUAAGAAUGAUUGACAUCUUAAUGAAGGACUUUGCGUUAAUGUGCUGAAGUCAGAUCAUUUUUUUACUCUGUUUUAAAAGCAAUACUAUGGGCGUAUGCUUUAAUAAUGUCUUAGAGCUUUCACUGUGCUUUGAUUCUGUGCUAAACUUCAUCUUGGAAGAUUUUAGCAUCAAAAUAAUUCUGUGUUUUGACCACAUGGCUUGGACUGUAUCUUUAACUCACAGAUCAAUUGUGUAUUUUAAAAGGAACUAAGUUGAUAUUUUGAGGGACUCAGAUUUUGAUAAUGAUUGUACCGUUUCUCGCUGAUAUUUCCCGUGUUCAAGAACACAAUGUUUAAUUCCAUGUAACAGUGCUAUAAAUUGUAUUUUUGUAUUUAUGGAUUUGUGCGUAGACUUACUAAAGGCUAAUUGUUUGAACAUAUUUGUGAUGGCAAUCUUUUCCUCAAAUAAAUGGAUUUUAAUAAACUGUUGAUUGAUAAAUUAAAAUAAAAAAAGCACUUCUGCUUUGGUGUACUUAUUUAAAUGUGUCAUAAGUGAGAAUC